AUGGGUUCGGAUUUCUGGCACAUAGGCUGCUCUAUUGUAACUGGCACGGGCAAACAACUGAUAUAUUUCAUGAUGAAGAUGCAAUUACGGACACGAUUAUUCGUAGCUUUCACUGUAGGCUGUCUUUUGUAUUUAGUAUCUUGGAGACCAUAUAAUAAGUUUGUUGGAUUUCCGCCGAGUCACACGGGUACUUAUUAUUUCAGUCAACAAUUGAAAAUGAAACAGAAAAUUAUGUUAGUAUGGACAACAUUUUUUGGCGAAUCUCCUGAGAAUCGCUUACAUAUUUUAGAUGCAUGUCCAGAUUUAAAAAGCAAAUGUUUGGUAACAGCUGAUCGGUCUUUGGUUAACAGUGCAGAUGCUAUCAUUUUUCAUUUUAUGGACGGUGAUUUCCAACUAGAUGAUCUACCGAAAAUACGAUUUCCGUUUCAGCGUUAUGUUUUUCUUACAGUGGAAGCUCCUCCAUCGUAUAGAACCGUGCAAAGAAAUUCUCUGCAUGCACCACAUAAUUUUUUCAACUGGACAAUGACCUAUCGAUAUGAUUCGGAUGUUCCCUGGGUUUAUGGGGGUUACUGGAUCAGUCCAGAAAAUAAUAAAGAGCUUAAUUUACAAUCAGAAAACUUACCUUAUGAUGAAAAAAGUAUAUUAGAAAAAAAAAACGGAGCAAUAUUUUGGUUAGUGUCAAAUUGCAAUACGUCUUCGAAACGUGAGUUAGCAGUUGAAAAGCUAGCAAAAUACAUAACGAUUGACAAAUAUGGAGCUUGUGCUGAAAAUCCUCAUAAACGUAAAGCAUGUGGCAGACACAGCGUUUGCGAGAAAGCUUUGAGUUCAGCGAAUUUUUUUUAUAUCGCAAUCGAAAAUGCGGUUUGCAAGGAUUAUAUUACCGAAAAGUAUUUCUCUCGAUACCAAUUGCCAAGUGUUCCAAUUGUUAUGAGGCGAAAAAUAUAUGAGAACUUAGUACCACCACAUUCUUAUAUAUCAAUGGAUGACUUUGAAAGUGCUAAAUUUAUGGCUGAUUACUUGUUGUCGUUGAUGUCAAAUAAAACAGCUUAUCUGGAAUAUUUCAAAUGGCGUCGUGACGGUUGGGUUCUAGCGUAUCAGAAUAAGGGCUACAGAUUUCAUUUUUGCAAAUUGUGUGAAGCUUUAUUAGAAAAUCGACCGCCAAAAUCAUACGUAGAUAUUGAGAAAUGGUUUCACGAGACUUCACAAUGUGAAGGGUCUGAAUUUGCAGAAAAUUGGAGGAAGGAAUGA
Thelazia callipaeda (thelaziosis nematode) is the source of this 1248-nucleotide messenger RNA. The record is from the annotation of a GenBank genome assembly. NCBI's taxonomy places the organism in Eukaryota, Metazoa, Nematoda, Chromadorea, Rhabditida, Thelaziidae.